Bolinopsis microptera is the source of this 2064-nucleotide messenger RNA. RefSeq lists its product as uncharacterized. Lineage: Eukaryota; Metazoa; Ctenophora; Tentaculata; Lobata; Bolinopsidae. The record is from RefSeq and is a predicted model, not a curated record. The transcript has 4 exons. Bases 1 to 2064 code for a protein of 687 amino acids.
AUGUUCCAGUCCUUGAAGGACAGUUUAUUUCAUAAAGUGGACCACUCUACUUUCAUCAGUAUUGCUACUAUUUGCGAGGAACACCAGCGUUAUGUUAAGCAGCAUUAUAAGGACCGUUUACAGAAGAAGUUUUCUUGGUUGUUGGAGAAAUACUACCCUCCUACUCCUCCUCCUCCUCCAUCCACUACUCAACCUGCUGACGAUAGAGUCACUACUCUCAACAUCGACAGUGUCUCCGAGCAGCAGAAGUCAGUUUUAGCUCUCGGACCUAACUUCGCCGUGUCUCCGCGAAUUGACCAGUCAUUCAAGGAUAAAGUUGCCGUUGAUAUCGCUCAGUGUGUGUUUAAGAUCAGACACAAACACGCUAUCACUCAACGUGCCAACUCAGACACUAGUGCGGAAGUUAGUGCCCCGAUUGAGCCCACCGAGGAGUCGAGUUCCAGCAAAGUGAGGAGAUUGUGUCCCUUUCCCUCACCAUUCACCAGUACACCUGACCCCACUCACCCGGUUUUAGAGGACAAGCUGGCACAGUUUAACCGCUUUGUACAGGACCUCGUGACUAACACCAACCCACAGGAUAACCUCACUCGUUUUCAGAAAGAUGGUUUACGCUCCCUUCUGACAGACAGGACGUUACACGUGUCGGUAUCAGACAAGUGCGGUGAGUUUGUGGUGACAACUAAGGACACACAUCGGCAUCUAACAGAGAAUCACCUCCAGGAGACAGCUGUGUACCAGCGUGUGCUUCCCACGAGAAAAAUCAACGGUAAAACUGUCUCAGUAGCGGAACCCACCUCUCAACAGCUCACACAGCUCAUCAAGAAGAAGACGGAGAACCUGGUGAAGGAGUCGAAUAACCUGUGGAAGAAGAUCUCAUCACAGCGGAACCUUGACGACGACUACAAGCGACGGAUCAGAGUUCCUGACCAUGUCAGCCUCCCAGUCAUGUACGUCCAAAUCAAGACCCACAAGAACCCUCCGGAGAGCUUCCGCUCGACGAUCCCUCUUGAGCAGGUUAAGGUUAGACCCAUCAUCAGCUGCGUGGACUCACCUACAGAGAGACUCAGUUGGCUAGUGACGACCAUUCUUAAACCUCUCCUUAAUGAGGUGCCUAGUCACCUGAGUAAUUUAAUCCAGCACAUAGAGAUGCUCCGCCAGAUCUCUCAGGAACAGCUUGCCAGGAGAAAGUUCUUUGCCGCGGAUAUUUCAGCUUUAUACACUAACAUAAACGUACAGGGCUGUAUAGACGAUGUCAUUGAGCUAGCUACAGAGCACCGAGACAGUUUGGACCUGAUGGGACUCAGCCUGACAGACAUUCAUGAGAUCCUACUACACAUCCUUACCAACUCUUUCUUUGUGUAUAACAGGACUCUCUGGCUACAGCAGGAUGGUCUGUUCAUGGGUUUGAGGCCAGGGCCCUUCUGUGCCAUCAUUAGAGUGUACAAGUUCGAGAAGAACUCUAUCUACACCGAUCGACACUACCUAUCGGUAUACUUAUCGAACUUCUACAAACGCUACAUAGAUGAUGCUGCCAGUACUGCAGAGACGAAAGAAGAAGCCCUUGCUCUGGUUCAACAGAUUGCAGACCAAGAUCCGGACAAAAAGUUGAAGUGGGAGGUCGACUUUCCAGAACAACAGGACGAUUUUAUCCCCUUCCUGAACACUGAGGUCCGGAUCGAGCCAAACGGUGAAUUAACCAGCAGAUUGUACCGCAAGCCGCAACAAAAGGAUAUUACCCUGCACAACAACUCUUGCCAUCCUGAGUCUGUUAAGAUUAAUACAGUGAAGAACCUAUAUAGCGAGGCUUGCCGUAUCUCAUCUGGCCCAGCGGAAAAGGAGCACUCUCUCAGACUCCUUGAUGAUCUAUUACAGAAAAACGGUUACCAGAACCCAAGACGACGGCUGAGAACAGUUCUGUUGAGAAACAGUCUAGAGAGAAAGAAGUAUCAGCUGUUGUCAUCUCAGAUAGAGAGAGACAAGGAGAUGGUUAGAAAGAUUGAGAGAGACAAGGAGAUGGUUAGAAAGGUCACUACUCACUUCUCACUACUGACUUACUUGACUUGA